Molecule: messenger RNA, 3607 nt
Organism: Paralichthys olivaceus (Japanese flounder)
Lineage: Eukaryota; Metazoa; Chordata; Actinopteri; Pleuronectiformes; Paralichthyidae
Source: RefSeq, a predicted model, not a curated record
CCGGACCGGCUCGUGGUUGGAUUUGUAGUCCGGAAGUAGAGUAGAGACUCCACGUGUAGUCUCUGCGCGGUAGAAAGAAAUGCUCAGGCUGCAGGUUCGCCUCUCGUCUGUCUCGGCAGCAGAGGCAGCAGUGGAGUAUAUUGUGGUGUAGUAAUCUUCCUGCUCGCAUUCAGUGUCACGGUGCCACCGGGAGAGGGGCGACAGACCACUGCUGCUGCUGCUGCUGAGUACCGGGGACACACCACCUUACCAUCCUCACCAACCCUCACGCCACAUCCCCUCUGCGGGCAAUGACAUUGGUGGACUGAAGUGGGAAUACACGAGAACACGCAAACAUGACGGUGGACUUUGAAGAAUGUAUAAAAGAUUCACCCAGAUUCAGGGCUGGCAUUGAUGAUGUGGAGACAGAUGUGGUGGAGAUCGAGGCGAAGCUUGACAAGCUGGUGAAGCUGUGCAGUGGGAUGAUCGAGGCGGGCAGGGCCUACGUCAGCGCCAACAAGCUCUUUGUCAACGGCAUCAAGGACCUGUCGCAGCAGUGCAAGAAAGAGGAGACGAUAUCGGAAUGCCUUGAAAAGUGUGGGGAAAGCCUCCAGGAGAUCGUCAACUACCACAUGAUUCUGUUUGACCAGGCCCAGAGGUCCAUCAAACAGCAGCUUCACACCUUCAUUAAAGAGGAUGUGCGUAAAUUCAAGGACACAAAGAAGCAGUUUGACCGGGUGCGUGAGGACAUGGAGAUGGCCCAGGUGAAGAACGCCCAGGCACCCAGGAACAAGGUCCACGAGGCAGAGGAGGCCACACAGGCCCUCAUCCUCAGCCGCAAAGCCUUCAGGCACCUGGCGCUGGACUAUGUACUGCAGAUUAAUGUUCUUCAGGCCAAGAAGAAGUUUGAAAUCCUGGAUGCAAUGUUGUCCUUCAUGAGAGCCCAGUACACCCUGUUCCAACAAGGCUUCAACAUCUUAGAUGAGAUUGACCCUUACAUGAAAAAACUGGCUGUACAGGUAAAAUCAAACAACCCAAAAAAAGAAUAUUCACAUUUAUGUGCGUUUGUAUUUUCCUUACAGGACUUUUCCUAUGAUGACCCUAAGUUGGAAUUUAAUGUGGAUGCUCCCAAUGGUGUUGUCAUGGAGGGCUACCUCUUCAAGAGGGCCAGCAAUGCUUUCAAGACCUGGAAUAGGCGAUGGUUUUCUAUACAAAACAGUCAACUGGUCUAUCAAAAGAAACUCAAGGACUCUCUGACAGUGGUGGUGGAGGACCUGAGGUUGUGCUCUGUCAAACCCUGUGAGGAUAACGAGAGGAGGUUCUGCUUUGAGGUGGUUUCUCCCACCAAGAGCUGUAUGCUGCAAGCUGAGUCCGAGAAGCUGCGACAGGCCUGGAUUCAGGCCGUCCAGGCCAGCAUAGCCUCUGCUUACAAAGACAUUGCUGACAAUUACUAUAUUGAGCGUUUGGACCGGACAGCCUCACCCUCCACCAGCAGCAUCGACUCUGCCAGCGAACCCAGAGAAAGGGGGGAGAGGGGCGAUAAAGGAGUGAGGAGUGGGGGAGAGAGCCUCCUCCAGAGGGUGCAGAGCCUACCAGGCAACGAGCUGUGCUGCGACUGUAGCCAGACAGCUCCGUGCUGGGCCUCCAUCAACCUGGGAGUGCUGCUGUGCAUCGAGUGCUCAGGGAUCCACAGGAGUUUAGGUGUUCAUUGCUCCAAAGUGCGUUCACUGACGUUAGACUCAUGGGAGCCAGAGUUACUCAAGCUGAUGUGUGAACUGGGGAACACUGUAAUAAACCAGAUUUAUGAGGGUCGCUGUGAGGAAGUGGGGGCUAAAAAACCUGGACCCUCCAGUUCAAGGCAGGAGAAGGAAGCCUGGAUCAAGUCCAAAUAUGUGGAGAAACGCUUUCUGAAGAAAAUGAGCGGGAGCGACGCUUUGGUGGUUGGCGAGAGGAAGUCCCGCCCCUGGACGGUGAAGAAGUGCCAGCGACACAACAGUUCUGUGCGAGCCCCCAAUAAGGUCCGCAGGAAAUACCAUCGCUAUGAGCCAGGCAGCGCCUCGGCAGCAAAUCUCUCAGCAGCGGCAGCAGCAAAGUUUCGCCGGGACUCCCUGUUCUGCCCAGAUGAACUGGAUUCACUAUUUUCCUACUUCGACACCGGCUCUGGUCCUCGCAGCCCUGCAGGUCUCAGCAGCGACAGCGGCCUCGGAGGAAGCACUGACGGCAGCACUGACAUCCUGGUUUUUGGCUCAGUGGUUGACAGUGUCACAGAAGAAGAGGAGGAGUCGGAGGAGUCGUCCAGUGGCGAGGUGGAGAUCGAGCAGGAAAUAUCAUCAGACACAGAGGAUCCAAGGGAGCUACAUCCCGGGGCGCUCCUCUACCGAUCCUCACGUCUGCACAACCUGCCGCUCAUGGCCGAGGCGUUUGCGCACGGUGCUGACGUCCACGCUGCGAGUGAGGAGGAGGAGGGGAAAACGCCGCUCAUACAGGCCGUGAUCGGGGGCUCUCUGAUAGCUUGUGAGUUCCUGCUGCAGAACGGAGCUGAUGUGAACCAGAGGGACAUGAGAGGCAGAGGGCCACUGCACCACGCCACCUACCUGGGGCACACUGGUCAGGUUUGUCUCUUCCUGAAGAGGGGAGCAUCGCAGACGGAGGUGGAUGAGCAGGGUCAUGACCCCCUGAGUAUCGCCGUGCAGGCUGCCAACGCAGACAUCGUGACACUAUUGCGUUUAGCGCGGAUGAACGAGGAGAUGCGGGAGGCCGAGGCUCCGCUGGGUCAACCAGGGGUUGCCACAGGCAGCAGGAGAGUUAAAGCCAAGGAUGUUCGGGAGAGAGUCAUGUCUCCUGUGUUGACAUCUUUCGCGAGUUUUCUCUCCUCGCGUCUCUCCAGCCCGAGAAGUUGAGGAGAAGGAGCAUACAGUUCGGCCGCUGCAGGACACCACAGUGACCACAGCUGACCACCACUUCAUCUCACCGCUCUUCAAACAUUGAAGCAGUCCAUGCUGUUAGAGACAGCUGGGGAUUGAGUGAUGCAGAUAAAGACAAAAGUGUUAAACCCUGCAGACUCUGAAGCCAUUUUAUCACUGAAUAUCAUUGUUCUCUAUUUCUAUGCUCAGUUUGUUCAAGGGAGGUCAUGUCAUCAUAUUCAAACAGUUCCUUUGCACAGUUCUUUUAGUUCACCUGACCCCAGACUGGAUUAUUUUUCAUAGGGGCACUUCGACUAUAUAGUAUUGCACUUCCAUAAAGGUGAUGAACCCACAAAGGAAAUGUUUAAAAAGAACCUUUAUGCUCUCAAGUAUGGAUCAAGUGCCCAAAUGGCUGGAUUAUUAAUUUCCCAUUAUUUAGCACAAGAGCUGUUAGAUCCUCUCUGCCUGUUAAAGGUUCAUGUCUUUUAGACUCCAUGUCUCCUUAACAUGUGUCAUCUUCAGGUCCAAACAACACCAGGGAUAAAAAUACUGUGCAAAUGUUUCCACAGCUUAAAUCAUACUCUCUGUGAUGAGUAUAUUAUACUUGAGGUUUAAAAUCAGUGAAGUGCCCCAUUUUGUAUUGUUUUGAAUAAUUACAUUUUGUCUUCUACACAUCUCUGAUGAAAUCAUUUUCUUGCACCUCAUUGCAGAAAUAAAAUAUUUGA